Paraphaeosphaeria sporulosa is the source of this 1974-nucleotide messenger RNA. RefSeq lists its product as uncharacterized. The transcript has 3 exons. The record is from RefSeq and is a predicted model, not a curated record. The coding region runs from base 1 to 1974 and encodes 657 amino acids. NCBI's taxonomy places the organism in Eukaryota, Fungi, Ascomycota, Dothideomycetes, Pleosporales, Didymosphaeriaceae.
AUGUUUUCUCGGGACGAUAUUCUGGAAAUUUACGACUCAUUACCUCCGGAAAAGGACCCCCAAUCACAAAAUGACGAAGACCUCGCCCUGCUCAUCCGAACCGUCAGCGGGCACAGUUUCAUCACAGCACAUGAUUUGCGCCAAGACUUCGAAAGAAUUGUGAUCACAAAAGCUACACGGACUGCCGUAAAAUCUGCCAGCAGCGACCUCGAUGUUGAAGUCGAUGUCGUAUUACAGCUUAUCCAAGGAAACCCUGCCCUAGCUCUGCUGAGCCAAGACGGCAGUACCAUCAUUUCAAGUGCAGAGCGAGAUACGAUUGUCAAGAACUUGGAGGACAUGCUAAACAAAAAACUCGUCUCCAAGGCCGACUUUAUCCAGUCGCACGAUGUCCAUGAAGAAUGUCUCGCCAGCCUUCUCCGGAUCCCGAGUAUUAGAGAGAAUCUUGCAGAUGAAGGGGAAGAUCAUCUGUUGGGUAAAGUAUACUCAAGGAUAAUAUCGGAGGAGAUGAACAGAAAGCUCAUACGGGCCCUCGAAAAGAAUGAAACAGUUGUGUUCAACUCACAGUCACUUCCCGGGACGCCUCCAAUGUGGCUCGUACAGCUAAACUUUGUGCAAGUUUCAAGCAACACCGUGAACGGGGAUGCGCUUUCGUCACAGUUUCACAUCGAACAGGAGGUCGACGUCAUUCGGUGCACGCCAAAGCAAUCCCUCCUGAGUCAACGAGAUGAACUUGUUGCCAAGCUGCGGUCAGGAAAUAUAUUUGCUAUUGACCUGGGACACUUCGGUCAAACUUUCAGAGACCUGUAUACAUCUUCUGCAGCCCUACAACAACAUCUCCUCGAAUCUCCCUAUAUCAUCACCUUGAAUGGUAGCCUAAGUGCAUACGCAGUCUCUACGGAAAGGCUCUCCAAAUUAGCCGAUGAUGCACAACGUAAACUUGGGCAGGAUUAUGUUGACCUGAACACCAUAAUAACAACGGAUGUGCCUGGCGACAUCAAGGAAUUGGUGCUCGACAAUGUUACCCAGAGGAUCCUGACCACGGUGUCAAAUCAUGGUGAAGGCACUCGCCGCGUGAAGAACUACCUCAUGAAGAAUGAAUGGUACAGCCUUAUGCAAGAAGAGGUGACGGGACUUGCGAAAACGCGCGCCAGCACCCAGUGGUGGGACUCGCUCAAGGACACAUCAGACAAGGACCCUAAAUUCCAAAUGGCGGAUGUUUUGACCGCCACUGUACAGCAAAAAAAUUCCAACUUCAGCGAACACAUGCAUGUGUUACAUGCCGUCGCACAGCAGAAAGAUUCUGAAGUCGCUGCUGCUGAACAAUUCUCAAUCACUAUAUCUGAUCUUGAGUCUAAGAACGAAAAUGACUUCUCUAUGUUCUGGGCUGAGAAAGUCUCACAGCGAGUCCACAACUACCGUGAGGCCUUGAAGGCUAUCGACGAAACGAAGCUGAGUGAGCAACUUACCGAUUUACUUUCAAGCUAUCUACAUAAGGACCUGCUGCCGGAAGCGAUCUCAAAAGCCCGUACACAAGGACUAGUACGCAGCAGGAAGACGCGAAAGAAUGUCACCAAAUUCGAGGCAACUUUGAAAGCGAGCAAAUCCGAUCUCGCCAGCAUACUCUCGACAUUUGAAAAGUUUGGCAGGAAGCAAGGCCUCGUAGAAACUGAUGGGGAGGCUGCGGAAGCAGCCAAGAAGGCAUCAAUCCAGGAUAUGGUUCGGCGGAUGCAGAAGCCUAAAACUGACGCCCCUUCGAUGUUUCUCAGCUUAGUAGUCAUCCUCUUCGCAAAACAUCAUCCAGGCGUGGUCUAUGCUACUGGAAAAUUCGCGCCCAAGCUACUGAAGCAGCUGAAGACGAAGCUCGACGAUGAGUCGUAUGAGCAGGCGGAGAAAUGGAAGGAGCUUGCAAAGGCAGGCUCAUUGACCACGGAUGACAGAGCAUUCAUGGUGCAAAUGGCAGAGGCAGCGACUUGA